Messenger RNA from Motacilla alba alba, 1296 nucleotides. RefSeq names its product erythroblast NAD(P)(+)--arginine ADP-ribosyltransferase-like. Gene Ontology annotation, molecular function: NAD+-protein-arginine ADP-ribosyltransferase activity; NAD+ poly-ADP-ribosyltransferase activity. Lineage: Eukaryota; Metazoa; Chordata; Aves; Passeriformes; Motacillidae. The record is from RefSeq and is a predicted model, not a curated record. Bases 134 to 964 code for a protein of 276 amino acids. The transcript is spliced from 3 exons.
ACAGGACCAGGAGAGAUCCUCUGUGAGUCUGAGCUGAGAAAGAACUCCGGCUUUCUGAUACCUCCAGUUCCAUCAGGAGUUCACUCCGGCUGAUUUCGUGUCCCACCCUGCUCCCUGUGGACUUCUCCCCUACAUGGCCCCCCUGGCUCAGACCCUGGCACUGCUGGCAAUGGCCAUGGCCACCACGGCCGAGGAUGUGGUGACCCUGGACAUGGCCCCAGACUCCUUUGAUGACCAGUACCGGGACUGCGGCCCUGCCAUGACUGCAGCUUUGCCAUCCCUCAACCACUCCGAGUUCCAGCAGAACAAGAAGUUUGCCGAGGUUUGGGUAAAGGCUGUGGCCAAGUGGCAGAGGCGGGGGCCCCCUGACUCCCCUCUGUCCCCAGACCAGGCCACCGCCAUCAUGGCCUUCUCAAUGGAUGGCCUCCACAGCAGGUUCAAUGAUGCCAUGCGUGCGGCUGGGCGCUCCCGCCAGGAAUACCGGGACAACUUCCACUUCAAAACACUGCAUUUCCUGCUGACUGAUGCCCUUGCCACGCUGAGGGACACGCAGAAAGGGCAGUGUCUCGACGUGUUCCAGAGGGUGUGUAGGAUCCAGUUCAACACACAGCAGGGUGACACCGUCCGGCUCGGUGAAUUCGUGCCAGCGUUCCUGAGCAAACCCACUGGCGAGUGUUCCAAUGACACGGUGGUCAAGCUGCGUACGUGCCAUGGUGUGGAAAUCCAGUUUUUCAUUGAAUAUCUGGAAGAGAAGGUGGUGCUGAUCCCACCCUUUGAGACCUUCAGGGUCACUGAAGUCACCCGGGAAGGGGACAAGACACAGAUCAAGCUCCAGUCCACUGGGACCUUCAGCAAAUACAACUGCGAGUGGCUGCGAGGUGGGAGUGCCCCCAGGGCCACCUUCCACUUUGGAGGACUCCUCCUGGCCACCACAGCCCUGGCAGUGGCCACCGGGAUCCUCUGAGCCACGAGACCACCAUGGCCUCCAAGGUAACUGUGGUCACUGCGGCAACCAUGGCCACCAUGGCACCAAGGUCACUGUCAUCACUGUGGCCACCCUGAUCAUGAAGACCCCCAGGACGCCCAGAGAAACGAGGCCACCAAGGUUGCCAAGGCCACCACAGCCACUCUGGCCAACAUGGUCACAAUAACCACCAAGUCCACUGUGGCCACCAUGAUCACCUAGAAUCCCUCAGCCACAAGGCUACCACAGCCACCGUGGCUACCAAUACCAUUUAGCAAAGCAACUGCAAUAAAUAAUUCUAUCAAAACACUUCAGUUAAAUAAAUCUAACAA